AAAAGGAUAUUUAUUUCUGAAAGUUUUUUGCAGGUGUAUCUUGGAUUCAUCAUUCUCUUUGUUCUUUUGUCUUUGGCCUCGUUAUCUUUAAGCACGUUACCGAUCUUCCAGAGAAAACUGACGAUUUGCGAAGCACGCGAUUUAUUACUUUACAACCAUAAAUAUGAAGACGAUAUUGAGAAUUUUUUCGCUAAAGUGAAGUGCGACAGCAGUGCAGAAGACGUUUUGAGAUCUAUUUAUUUGAAGUACGGAAACUAUACAGAUGAUGAAACGUUUCAAGAAGAUAUAAAAGAAAAAGAAGCCAGUGGAAUGGGCAAGGAGUAUAUAAAUGAAAUGAAAUUAAAAUGGAAACUUAAGAAAAUAAGCCUACCAAACAAAAGCGCUCGUCUGAAGGUGUUCGACUUGAUAGACCUUAUUGUCUUGGUUGUUUUCGCUGUUGAUCUGAUCCUAAGACUGGUAACUUGUCCAAGCAUUGCUUCGUAUUAUAAGUCAGCGCUGAACGUUAUUGAUACUGUUGUCUUAAUUUGUGGAAUUCUGGGAUAUACUCUGGAAAAAGUUUUAAUAAACUUUACCUAUGACAGGGGAGAUCUUGAUAUAUUGGUUUAUCUCCAGCAACUUCGCGUGUUCCGUUUGAUUCGAGUUGUACAGAAUGUUGCCGCCAUCAAAGUACUCGCUUUCUGUUUCAAAACCAAUAUUAAGGAAAUACUGAUUCUCAUGUUAUUUUUGUUUGUCGGUGUAAACAUUUUUGCCAAUAUGCUUUUCUUUGUCGAACCAAAAAACAUAUCCAGCAUUCCACAGGCAUGGUGGUGGGGAAUAAUCACCAUGACAACUGUCGGUUAUGGUGACUUGUAUCCGGUCACAUUUUCCGGGCGCAUUAUUGGGAGUUUGUGCGCAGUCAGUGGAGUUAUUGUUCUUGCUUUAAUUAUUCCCAUUUUCGUGAACAAUUUUCUGGCUUUGUAUGAACUUGCGUGCUUGUUGCAGAAAGAAAAGGACAGAAAACCAAAAACAAAAACUUUAAAAAUUAAGGUGGAACCCUCGAAAUUUUAGCAACGACCUUUUAGAAAUGAUUAAGUAUCGCAUAAAAAUGCAUAUUGAAAAAUUGUAUUGCACAUGCUAUACAUUGUACACUUUUGUAGAUAUUUGACCUUUCUUUAUUAAUUGUUAUUAUAUUGAUUGAAUUCUUUUAAUGAAUUUUCCCCGAAUUUUUCAGUACAAAAAUAUCCAGUACAUUAAGCAGCGAUAUACAUGUAUAUACCGGUAUAUAGUUCGCAUCUUGGAAAAUUUUAUUGCA
Messenger RNA from Saccostrea cuccullata (small rock oyster), 1291 nucleotides. Its product is annotated as potassium voltage-gated channel protein egl-36-like. Gene Ontology annotation, biological process: potassium ion transmembrane transport. Lineage: Eukaryota; Metazoa; Mollusca; Bivalvia; Ostreida; Ostreidae. The transcript has a single exon. The record is from RefSeq and is a predicted model, not a curated record. Gene Ontology annotation, molecular function: voltage-gated potassium channel activity. The annotation marks the transcript as partial. Gene Ontology annotation, cellular component: voltage-gated potassium channel complex; membrane.